Molecule: messenger RNA, 939 nt
Organism: Leopardus geoffroyi (Geoffroy's cat)
Lineage: Eukaryota; Metazoa; Chordata; Mammalia; Carnivora; Felidae
Product: olfactory receptor 5D13-like
Biological process (GO): sensory perception of smell; G protein-coupled receptor signaling pathway
Cellular component (GO): membrane
Molecular function (GO): olfactory receptor activity; G protein-coupled receptor activity; odorant binding
Source: RefSeq, a predicted model, not a curated record
AUGUUAUCUGAAGGAAAUCGAAGUAUCAUACCUUUUAUUCUCUCGGGUUUUUUGGAAUACCCAGCCCUCCAGGUUCCACUCUUCCUGGUUUUCUUGUCUAUCUAUAUGGCCACUGCCGUGGGCAACGUGGGCAUGAUUAUAAUCGUCAAGAUAAAUCUGAAAUUCCAGAUGAUCAUGUGCUUUUUCCUUAGUCACUUGUCCUUUGUAGAUUUCUGUUAUUCCACCAUAGUGACACCUAAAUUGUUGGAGAACUUGAUUGUGGAAGACAGAACCGUAUGUUUCUCCGGUUGCAUUAUGCAGUUCUGCUUUGCUUGCAUAUUUGGAGUAACAGAAGCUUUUAUGUUAGCAGCAAUGGCCUAUGACCGUUGUGUGGCGGUCUGUCACCCCUUGCUCUAUCUUGCUAUUAUGUCUCCAAAGCUCUGUGCUCCGCUGGUGGCUGGGUCAUACUCAUGGGGUAUAGUGUGUUCCCUGACACUCACAUAUUUUCUCCUUGCAUUAUCCUAUUGUGAGUCUAACAUCAUAAAUAAUUUUAUCUGUGACCACUCUGUAAUUGUUUCUGUCUCCUGUUCGGACCCCUAUAUCAGCCAUGCGUGUUUUAUUAUUGCCAUAUUCGAUGAGGUGAGCAGCUUGGUGGUUAUUCUGACGUCCUAUACCCUCAUUUUUGUCACUGUUAUGAGGAUGUCUUCUGCAAGUGGGUGCCGGAAAACCCUCUCCACCUGUGCCUCCCACCUGACAGCCAUCACCAUCUUCCAUGGGACCAUCCUUUUCUUCUACUGUAUCCCUAAUCCUAAAACUUCUUGGCUCAGAGUUAAAGUGGCGUCUGUGUUUUACACAGUGGUGAUUCCCAUGCGGAACCCCUUAAUCUACAGCCUUAGAAACAAAGAUGUGAAGGACACAUUGAGAUUAGUUGUUGAAAAAUUGCUUUGUCCCUCAAUAUAA